CAAGCAUUAAAAGUGUAUUACUUCUACGACGUUUUAAAAUCAAAUACACGACAAUAGCUAUAACCAUAAUACAUAUAAGAAUAGUGAGAAUGCCAAAAUGAUAGAAACUUUUCCAUCACCAAAGAAAAGUUUCUAAAGAUGUGUCAAUGAAGGCCACUCUUAAUGGACUCCAUAAGGCAUACCACAAGGAUGUAGGCUUAAAGAGUCCAACUACUUGGGCAGAACUGCGGAAAGUGUGUUUUUUAGUGGAAAAACACAUUGAGAUACCUAACAUUUCUGCAACAUAUAAACCAGUGCAGCAAGAAAUACAAACGGGACCUUUAGAUCAGUUAUGUCAAGUAUUUGGCAAAAUGUGUGAGCAGCAGGUGGCAUUAAUGCAGCAGAUGCAGGAAACUGUGGCAGCAAGUCAACAACACCAUUGGCACCAGCAACAGAAUAGUCGGCAGUAUCACUACCAGAACAGACCUCAUAACAACAACUAUAACCAACAACCAAGGUCCCAGCGAGGCCCGCCACAUCAGAAAUAUAGAGCCAAUAACAACUUUCAAAGACAGGCCGUCACAUAGCUUUAGAAUGAUGGAAUCCAGGAAUUCCUUUCAAGUUCCAGCGCUUGAUCUGGCUUCCCUGAGACAGAGCUCACCAAAUAUUCCGAACACUAAACCCAACGGUCAACAUGAACAAAAUGUCACGGGUACAACACCAGACAGUGCAUCAGGUUAUGAUAUACAAUACGGAACAGAGGUUUUUAAAGGAAUAGAUAUGUUUCGCACAGAUACACCUAACACAUUACUGGCAGAUUUUCCCAACAAACCAGAUAUUACCCUCAAAUGUGAAAAAUGUGGAUAUUUUGUUAACAUUGUUGAUCUGAAAGAACAUCGGAAAUAUCACGGCUGUUUAUUACUCAUGAAAUAUAAGGGAGAUUCACUACCACAGAAUGUAGAUGAACUGUUUAAAAGAAGAGGUCAGCUGAUUAAAAAACUUAAACAAAUGGCCGUGGGCAAAUCACCUCCAGACCCUCAUCAUAUACAACAGAUCAAUGAGGCGUAUGAAUACCUGAAAGCCAAUUUGGAGGACACUUAUGAAGAAUUCCGUCAAAUACAAAGUGAUGUUGAUACGCAAGUAAAUGGAGUAGCUUUGAAUUGUAGUCCAUCUUGUGCGUAUGCCGUGGGUAUUGCUUCCAGUAGCAAUCAGCGCUGGAAAAAGAAUAUGGAGGAUACACGAGUGUACCAAGAUUAUUUUGGUGAAGAUCCAAACAAAUGCUAUCUGGGGAUUUUUGAUGGUCAUAACGGACACUUUGCCGCUGAAGCAGCUGCUAUGGAACUUCAUGGAAUUUUAUUAAAUGAGAUGCAGAAGUUUGAUCCAAAAACAAAAUCUACAGUAGCGCUAAAUGUGGUGGACGAAAACACCAUAGCAACACAUCGCCCUAUGACACAAGAGAGUGAGCGUGCCAAUUUACAUGAAGACAGUGUGAAACUAGUGCAACAAAUAAUUGCCAUGUGCGAAGAAAAAUAUGCACAAUUAAUGGGAGACAAUGUAGAAAAUUCACAAAAAGCUAAAUCUAAAUUCAAAAAUCCUUUUUCAGAAAAAAUAUCUGAAGCAUUUAAAAAAGCAUAUCAAUUAUUUGACAUAUUCUUAUCGUAUGGAAAAGAUGAACAUUCGAAAGUUCGGUGGAGUGGUUGUUCAUCUUUAAAUGUCAUUAUACAAGAUACGGCCAAAGCAGACACCGUUUGUGACAGUGAAGAUGGUGUGUCUCCUGAAACUCCUAAGGAACUGGGCCUCCUACAUUUAGCUAAUGCAGGAAAUGUUCGUGGGGUAUUAGUACGAGGUAACAGAUCAUAUCAACUGACUAAAGAUCAUACACCUAAAAAUAGGAAAGAGAGAGAACGAGUUAUUAAAGCAGGUUGUUCAGUAAAUGUUGGUUCCAAGGAUUGCAGGGUUAAUGGAAUAUUGUCAACAACCAGAGGUCUUGGUAACCAUGGUGAUUUAAAGUUAAAGAAAAGUGUUUUGGUAGAACCUUAUACAACAUGUGUUGCCAUUGAUCAGUAUGCCCAGUUCCUUGUUAUGGCAUCAAAUGGUGUAUGGGAGGUAUUUUCUGACCUAGAAGUGGCAUCACUCCUAUUAAAGCAUAUCAGAAAAACUAUAAAGAAUAAGCUCUUGCCAUGUAACCAAGUUCCACCUCCAAGCCGAAUGUCGGAAUCAGUAGAACUCCUGAUAUCUAAAGAGAGUUCUGAUAAUCUAGACAUUAUCUUAGAGAAAGGAAUAGCAGAGGAGAACACCAGUACAGAAAGAAAAGAAAAACGUGUGGAUGGUGUGACAAUUUAUGCCGAUUUAAAAACAGAAGUCGGCAGCCAUUAUGGGGAAGACUUAGAUACCAGUCUCCAUGACAACGAAAUGAUCUCCAUGCCAGUUAACUGUCAUAUACCUGAUCACAAACCAGAGACCCAAUCAGAUUUCAGAAGAGAAUUAGCUAAAUCAAUGGCAGAGCAUUUAGUCCAGGCAGCUCUAUUAGCUGGAUCAAGAGAUAACAUUACAGUUAUGAUAACUUUAUUACCUGGAUGUGGUAUUUGAGGUGUGAUAGGACAAAUUUUAUAAACCAUACAAUCUGUGAUAUUAUUGAAUUUAAAUUGACAAUUUUAGUCACAAUUAAAAGAUAAUAAAACUCAGUAUGUCUAUUUAUUGAUAAAAAAAGUCAUUAUCAUAAACAUC
Molecule: messenger RNA, 2706 nt
Organism: Patella vulgata (common limpet)
Lineage: Eukaryota; Metazoa; Mollusca; Gastropoda; Patellidae
Product: protein phosphatase 2C-like domain-containing protein 1
Exons: 7
Coding region: 574-2568 (664 amino acids)
Biological process (GO): protein dephosphorylation
Molecular function (GO): protein serine/threonine phosphatase activity
Source: RefSeq, a predicted model, not a curated record